UUUUCAGCUCUUAUUAAGACUUCUCAUUUCUCUGGUCUUCUCAUCCUCCAAAUAGCUUCUGUAUGGUUUACAUAUAUUUAUGUACAUGAUUCCUCAAUUAUAUAUACUUGCAAUUGUUCCAAAUUCCUCAAUUAGCAUUCUUUUCUUUAUUUGUGUUUUCAACUUCCGAUCAUGAGAUGUACUUAUGAGUUUUUGGUUUUGCUCAACUAAACAUGAGCAGUCAAAUACUAUGGUUGACUCCUUUAUCUAUUAAUGGGAAGCAAGUAUUCCAAGGCAACAACUUCCAUAAAUGAUGAUACUACUUAUGGCGUUCCUAUUGAAAGUUUUCUAAUUCCUUUUGUAGAUUUGGAGGAAGCAACUAACAACUUCGAUGUGAAGUUUCUCAUUGGAGAGUGUGGCUUUGGGAAAGUUUGCAGGGGUGUGUUGUGUGAUGGCACAAAGGUCGCCUUGAAAACCUAUAAUCCUAUGUCCGAACAAGGUAUUGUAGAGUUCCAAACAGAAAUUGGGAUGCUCUUUCGGCUCCGCCAUCCCUAUCUCGUUUCAUUGGUCGGAUACUGUAAAGAAAGAGAUGAGAUGAUUCUAGUUUAUGAGUAUAUGGAGAAUGGGAAUCUCAAGAGCCAUUUGUAUGGGACAGAUCUUCCCACUAUGAGUUGGGAGCAGAGGCUGGAGAUAUGCAUCGGGAUAGCAAGAGGUCUGCAAUACCUUCAUACCAACGCAGUUAUACAUUGUGAUGUCAAAUCUACAAACAUAUUGCUUGAUGAGAAUUUUGUGCCAAAAAUUACUGAUUUAGGACUAUCCAAGACAGGGCCUGACCUUGAUCAAGACCAGAUUAGCAUACUCAUGAAAGGAACUAUGGGCUACCUUGACCCUGAAUAUUUUAAUAGGGGACAACUGACAGAAAAAUCUGAUGUUUAUUCUUUCGGUGUUGUUUUAUUCGAAGUUCUUUGUGCUAGGCCUGCCAUAGUUCAAACUCCUCCGAGUGGGAUGAUUAGUUUAGCUGAAUGGGUAGUGGAGUCGCAGAAGAAGGGGCAGUUGGAACAAAUCAUAGAUCCCAAUCUUGUGGCCAAAAUAAGACCAGAGUCCCUCAGGAUGUUUGGAGAAACGGCGGUGAAAUGCUUAGCUUUGUCUGGUGAAGAUAGGCCAUCAAUGGGUGAUGUGUUGUGGAAACUGGAGUAUGCACUUUGUCUCCAAGAGUCUGUUAUUCAACAUGAUCCUGACUGCAAGUCAAUGAUUUCAGUCAUUUGAUUCUCGGAUCUGGAUGAUCUCAUCACGUUCGGAUGAUCUAUGUGCUGCUGAAUAGA
Messenger RNA from Solanum stenotomum, 1301 nucleotides. RefSeq names its product receptor-like protein kinase HERK 1. NCBI's taxonomy places the organism in Eukaryota, Viridiplantae, Streptophyta, Magnoliopsida, Solanales, Solanaceae. Gene Ontology annotation, molecular function: transmembrane receptor protein tyrosine kinase activity; ATP binding. Bases 253 to 1245 code for a protein of 330 amino acids. Gene Ontology annotation, cellular component: plasmodesma; plasma membrane. Gene Ontology annotation, biological process: protein autophosphorylation. The record is from RefSeq and is a predicted model, not a curated record. The transcript has a single exon.